Drosophila suzukii is the source of this 537-nucleotide messenger RNA. RefSeq lists its product as uncharacterized. NCBI's taxonomy places the organism in Eukaryota, Metazoa, Arthropoda, Insecta, Diptera, Drosophilidae. The record is from RefSeq and is a predicted model, not a curated record.
AUGAAAAUUGUUCUAUAUAUAUUUAUUAUUUUGGAAUCUGUAAUGGUGAUUUUCAGUUAUAUGACGUUCACCAAUCUAAAGUGCGGCACAAAGGAUAUUCGUUUUACCAAUUUUGAAAAAUGUUAUAUUAAGGCUGUGAACCGUACUCACAAGUACAUUGAUCUUCAUGCAAAUCUUUAUCAAUUACCAGUGGAUAAUGUAACGGUUAGGGUGAAGUUAAUGCGUCUUGAUCAUGGCUAUAAGCCAUUUUUCGUAGACGUAACGAUCGAUGGCUGCCGGUUCCUUAAACACCAAGGAAAUCCAAUUUUAAAACUGUUGUAUAAUACAUACAAGAACAGUACCAACCUUAAUCACACAUGUCCCGUCAAUCACGACAUAAUUGUUGAUCAUCUUUGGACUGGAAAUGUUGAUUCGGAUAUCAUGAAACACAUCCCAAUAAUGAAUGGCGAUUAUGCUCUUUAUUCCGAAUGGUCUGUUUAUAAUAUUGUUCGUGCUUUCGUAAAUUUUUACGUAAAAAUAACGCCAGGGCGAAACUAA